CCUCCACCACCCACCCCCACCACCAUCAACGCUUCCUCCUCCUCUUCCUCCUCACCGUCACCACCACCACGUCCAACCUUAACCGACCCUUUCUUCUUGGUGGAAACCAUCUGCAUUUGUUGGUUCUCCUUAGAACUUCUCAUCCGCCUUUUAGCCAGCCCAAGCAAACCAGCUUUCUUCAAGAACACCAUGAACCUCAUCGAUUUGGUGGCCAUCAUCCCUUACUUCAUCGCUUUAGGAACCGAAUUAGCACGUCAACGCGGCGUCGCUCAACCCGCCAUGUCCUUGGCCAUCCUUCGUGUCAUCCGUUUAGUCCGGGUCUUUCGUGUCUUCAAAUUAUCUCGUCAUUCCACCGGGUUACAGAUCUUGGGUCAAACUCUUCGUGCCAGUAUGAGGGAGUUGGGGUUACUCAUCUUCUUCCUCCUCAUCGGCGUCGUCCUUUUCUCCAGCGCUGUUUAUUUCGCCGAAGCUGAAGAUCUUACCACAUCUUUUACUUCAAUCCCACAAGCUUUUUGGUGGGCUGUGGUCACCAUGACCACGGUUGGUUAUGGUGACAUGGCUCCUGUCACUGUUGGUGGUAAGUUGGUGGGGUCACUUUGUGCUUUGGCUGGUGUCCUCACCAUCUCCCUCCCCGUCCCCGUCAUCGUCUCCAACUUCAGUUACUUUUAUCGGCGGGAAUUGAGAG
Messenger RNA from Antrostomus carolinensis (chuck-will's-widow), 685 nucleotides. RefSeq names its product potassium voltage-gated channel subfamily A member 7. Gene Ontology annotation, biological process: potassium ion transmembrane transport; action potential. NCBI's taxonomy places the organism in Eukaryota, Metazoa, Chordata, Aves, Caprimulgiformes, Caprimulgidae. The transcript has a single exon. The annotation marks the transcript as partial. The record is from RefSeq and is a predicted model, not a curated record. Gene Ontology annotation, molecular function: delayed rectifier potassium channel activity. Gene Ontology annotation, cellular component: voltage-gated potassium channel complex; membrane.